AGGGCUAUGUGACAUUGGAAGCCUGAAUCAUUAGAUAUAAUUACUUACAUAUAUUAUCUUCAUUACCACAGCGCAUGGGAUGUAGGUAUUUCCCGCUAGUACAUGCCAGGCUGCUUCACAACCACGUGUCUUUAGCUUUUCACGUGACCUUGUGACAUCACAAGCUCCUUGCGCCGCACGGAGUUUACAGCCGGCAGUGAGUCAGUGAAUGAGAUGCUGCAGUGUUCUGUCCUGUACCGCGGAGUCUUCAGACAUAUUUAUGCCGACGAUACUCUGGAAGAUGGAUGAACCUGAAAGUGUGUUCAUUGCCGUUUAGAAAAGGUACUUGCCAUCCUUUGUCAAAGAGAUUAACCGCUUCAUUAGCAAGAAUGGGAAACUUCUUCUCAAACUCCACAGAUUUGCCACAAUUGGAAGCUCUAAAAAUGGUAGAGGACACUAUCUCUCAAAAUUGUGUAGUAAUUUAUUCAAAGGCCACAUGUCCAUAUUGCAAAAUGGCCAAAGAUGCGUUUAACAGCAUAAACGUGAGCUAUAAAAGCAUUGAGCUGGAUGAAAUAGAUGAAGGACGGCAGCUUCAAGAAGCACUUCACCAACUGACCGGGGCUAGAACAGUGCCAAGAGUGUUUGUAAAUGGAGCUUGUAUUGGAGGUGGCACUGAAACCCGUAAAUUAAACCAAGAAGGAAAAUUACUUCAACUAGUUCAACAGUGUAACAUCACAGUCAAUGGGAGCUGACGGCAACCUUCCUGGACCUUGAAUCGUUGAACAGAAUUCUUUGGCACGCGUGUUUCAUUUAUUCUUUUGAUUUUAGUCCAGACCUAUUGGUCACUAGUAUAUAGAAUGUUCUUCAACCUAUGGAAUGGUAUAAUUGUCAUUUACAGAUGUCGUUUGUUCCAGGAACCAUUUUGAGUUCGAUGGGCAGAAUUUAGCAAAUAAUGGCCAACGCAUGUUCCAGAGCAUUAAUAUUUAACUACAUUAUUCAGCUACUUUUUGGGAGACCGUGUCAGAUCCAAGGACUUUUUCAGAUGAGUGAUGUCCGACGAGCAAUCCGUCUUUUGGUUGCUAAAAAUGAACAAUUUUAAAUGGACUGCUCACGGAUCCUUGUGCUGUCCUUCUUUUUUUCUUGCAGAAUUAUUCACUUGAUUGGGCAAAUCUUGUUUAAAACAUUGAACAUUAAUUCUCUGAAUAAGCCCUUGAAGUUGUGCAUUUAUUUGCAGACCAACUAGGUUUAAUCUCUAGUUGUGAGAUCACACUAGCCUUGUGAGAUCCGGCAUUGCCAGAAACCACAGCGUCCCUAUCUGGCUCCAUUAAACUAUAAUGGGGAAUGGCGAUUCUCGGCAUAUGGUUUAGUGGGGCUGGAAGGGAAUGCUGUGGCUAGUGGCAAUGCUGGAUCUGACAACGCUAGUGUGAAACUAGCCUAACCCGAAAUGAGUUUCUGCAAAGACAGUACAGUUUUUGUGCCAUAAACAUUAAUAUGCAGUUUACAGCCCCCUGAGAAAGGACACAUCUCCUGGGCUGCCAGUUGUAGAGACAUGAAUGGGGGAGAUUUCUGUGUACAGGGCUGGUUCUAGCUUUGUUAGUAAGAGAUAGUCAUGUGCUUUAUGUCUGAUUCUCUUUUUUUACAUCAAUCAAGACUUAAAGGGCUUCUGUCACUCCACUAAAGUGAUAUUUUUUUUUUGAGCUAGUGAAAUUAGUUAUAU
This is a messenger RNA of Bufo gargarizans (Asiatic toad), 1696 nucleotides long. RefSeq names its product glutaredoxin 2 (gene GLRX2). NCBI's taxonomy places the organism in Eukaryota, Metazoa, Chordata, Amphibia, Anura, Bufonidae. The transcript is spliced from 6 exons. The coding region runs from base 285 to 731 and encodes 148 amino acids. The record is from RefSeq and is a predicted model, not a curated record.